AUGCUAUCACAGAAUAAUUACUCAAAUAAGAUAUUCUUCAGGCGUCCAUUAAAUAAUCAACCAAAUGGUUCGACAGUUCAAGUUCAAGUUCAUCAACGAUAUUUUUGGAAUCGUCAAUGGAGUGGAUAUGGUACACGUUGUACAGAAGCAAAUGUUAUUGCUAAAACCCAGAUAUCUGUUAGUAAUUACAUGAUAUGCUAUAUUAAUUGUUCGAGCUCAACGUAUCCGUCAAGUGGUUUAUCAACAAUAAUGACAAGCACUGACUGUGAUCAAAAUCCAUUGGUUCGAUCAUGGGCUGGUGAACGUUAUGAUACACUUUCAUUACCAUUAACAACAUCUAUUACAAUUGGUUAUUCAAGCAGUGUCUGGUUUGGACCUAAUUUGUAUCCAGCAGCAGAUGGAACUUGGGCUUUAGUCAAUCGAAUAAAUCUGUCAGUAAGACCCGAUGGAUAUAUAAAUAGCAGUCCAGUUACAAAUACAUUACCUGUUUUGUUCAAACCUGUUGGACAACAGCUAGUGCAUGUUAUACAAACUCCAGCAGACAAUCAAUAUGGUCCACAAGGCAGUGCUGGAACCGGUUCAGAACAUACCGAAAAUUCACCGGUUAAAAAUUAA
Messenger RNA from Rotaria sp. Silwood1, 615 nucleotides. The record is from the annotation of a GenBank genome assembly. NCBI's taxonomy places the organism in Eukaryota, Metazoa, Rotifera, Eurotatoria, Philodinida, Philodinidae.